AGAAAGAGCGAAGCUCUGGCCCGGCGCGGAGUAGGCGCAGUACGGGGACGCUGGGCCGGGGUACCAGGCUGUGUUGAGACGUGAGCGUGCUCACCUGACUCCGUUCAAGCUACCCCGAGCCAAAAACAGCAAGCUCCUGAAGCCCGCCCCGAGGUCUCUGUCCUCCGCGCCCUCCGCUCCGGCCCUCGGCCCGGGGUCGUCGUCUUGCACUCAGCUUGCCGCUCCCGACCCUCCCCGUAUCCCCGCCCUGCCGCCCCUUCUCCCCUACCAGGCGGCGGAGUCUGGUGAAAUCAUCCCCGAAGCAUCCCCUUCCCAGGAGACGUGUCAACAUUUUUGGUGAAGAGCUUGAAAGACUUCUUAAAAAGAAAUAUGAAGGGCACUGGUAUCCUGAAAAGCCAUACAAAGGAUCAGGGUUUAGAUGUAUACAUAUAGGGGAGAAAGUGGACCCAGUGAUUGAACAAGCAUCCAAAGAGAGUGGUUUGGACAUUGAUGAUGUUCGCAGCAACCUGCCGCAGGAUCUUAGUGUUUGGAUCGACCCAUUUGAAGUUUCCUACCAAAUUGGUGAAAAGGGACCAGUGAAGGUGCUUUAUGUGGAUGAUAAUAGUGAAAACGGAUGUGAGUUGGAUAAGGAGAUUAAAAACAGCUUUAACCCAGAGGCCCAGGUUUUUAUGCCCAUAAGUGACCCAGCCUCAUCAGUGUCCAGCUCACCUUCGCCUCCCUUCGGUCACUCUGCUGCUGUAAGCCCUACCUUCAUGCCCCGGUCCACUCAGCCUUUAACCUUCACCACUGCCACUUUUGCUGCCACCAAGUUCGGCUCUACCAAAAUGAAGAAUAGUGGCCGUAGCAACAAAGUUGCGCGUACUUCUCCUAUCAACCUCGGCUUGAAUGUGAAUGACCUCUUGAAGCAGAAAGCCAUUUCCUCCUCGAUGCACUCUCUGUACGGGCUCGGCCUGGGCAGCCAGCAGCAGCCACAGCAGCCGCAGCAGCCAGCCCAGCCGCCACUGCCACCACCACCCCAGCAGCAACAGCAGCAGAAAACCUCUGCUCUUUCUCCUAAUGCCAAGGAAUUUAUUUUUCCUAAUAUGCAGGGUCAAGGUAGUAGUACCAAUGGAAUGUUCCCAGGUGACAACCCCCUUAACCUCAGUCCUCUCCAGUACAGUAAUGCCUUUGAUGUGUUUGCAGCCUAUGGAGGCCUCAACGAGAAAUCUUUUGUAGAUGGCUUGAAUUUUAGUUUAAAUAACAUGCAGUAUUCUAACCAGCAAUUCCAGCCUGUUAUGGCUAACUAAAAAAAGAAAAAAUAUGAAUUCAGAUGCACGGCCAAGGGGUUUUUUUUUUUUCAAUGCCCCCUUGAGAUUUUUUUUUUUUUUUUUUUUAGCUAAGAGUAAGGAUACAUUCAAGCUUGGUUACAAAAAUAAAACACGCAUCAUUUUUCAUUUGCCAGCCAAGCACAAAAUUAUUUUAUACUGACUGUAUAUUUUAAAGUAUACUCUCAGAUAUGGCCUCUUACAGUAUUUAAGAUAUAGCAAGGACAUGGCUGAUUUUUUCUUUUUCUCUUUUUUUUUUAUAAAAAAUUGGCACUAAUAAGUGGGUUUAUUGGUCUUUUCUAAUUGUAUAAUUUAAUUUAGUACAAAGUUUGUAAAAUAUCAGAGGAUAUAUAUAUUGUUUCUACGACAUGGUAUUGCAUUUAUAUCUUUUUACUACAGUGAUCUGUGACAGCAGCAGCUUCAUGUUGUAUUUUUUUUACUGAAAUUGUAAAAUAUCCAUCUUAAAGACAUCAACUCUUCUAAAAAUUGUGUACAGGAUAUUCCUUUAGUGGUGGAAUUAAAAUGUACGAAUAUUUGCUUUUUCAAAAAAAAUGUAUUUUCUGUUAAAGGUUUAAAGAUUUUUGCUAUAUAUUAUGGAAGAAAAUGUAAUCGUAAAUAUUAAUUUUGUACCUAUAUUGUGCAAUACUUGAAAAAAACGGUAUAAAAGUAUUUUGAGUCAGUGUCUUACAUGUUAAGAGGGACUGAAAUAGUUUAUAUUAAGUUUGUAUUAAAAUUCUUUAAAAUUA
Orycteropus afer afer is the source of this 2050-nucleotide messenger RNA. Lineage: Eukaryota; Metazoa; Chordata; Mammalia; Tubulidentata; Orycteropodidae. The record is from RefSeq and is a predicted model, not a curated record.